UUGAUAGUUUAGGAGAAAAGCUGACCUAAACAUAAAACUUAACCAGGCAACGCCGACGCAGACGCCGACGCCGACGCCGACAACCGCUCAAGUGAUGACAAUAACUCAUCAUUUUUUUUCAAAAAAUCAGAUGAGCUAAAAAUAACAAAAAUAUCAAAAUUCACCAAUUUUUAACAUUUUUUUCUUAAUAAAUCUCUUAGAUGCACGGUGACCCCAACCUUUUUUUCUUUCCAUUUUGAAGCAUUUUUGUGGGUCAUUAAAGCUGCAAAAUCAUAUCGUCAGAAUUUUUUUGUAGAUCGAAAUACGUUUUUUCCAUUGACAAUAAAGUGGGUGGGGUGAUUUUGUCAAUAUGUAAAAAUGUAAGAGAAUUGUUAGUGACAUUUAUGCUUAUAUAAUCCUGGCAUCACCUUGUAUUCAUAUUAACAUGUAACACCUGAAAUCCCUAUAACAUUAAGUGGGAUAUUAUAUGUUUUAUAAAGUACCACCAUUUUUCUAAUAUUACAAAAUUUCAGAAAUGCUUAAGCAGUGGGUGAAGAAAAUGCCCUAUGAAAUUAAAACGAGUUCGGUGACCUAUGUUUUUUCUUCUCUUCUUUGUCUUGGACACAAAUGUUCUUCAAGCUCACUGAGUAUGAAAAAAUUCUUACCGUUAGAAAAAAAAUCGCUACUACAUCCUUGAAGCCAGCUUGAAAUUUAUGGAUCAUUUUUAUCAUGGGCAAGUAUCUCAAAAACAAGCGUGAGGUCCAAAUUUUUCAAAUCAGUCUUGCAAGAAAUCAAGCACACGACCGUAUCUUUAUUUGCUUAAUUAUCUAAGUAUAUUCUGAGGUUUUGAAAAAUCACGGUUUAAACAAAUUCUAUACUGGAGAAAAAAUUUGAAUCUGAACGUGCAGAACUACCUUUAACCUAUCUUCUUGAAAUUCUUUAGAGCUACUUGAAAAGUAACACAUGGGCAUUAAACUAUACUAAAAAAGUUUUAUGAAUAGCUGAUGUGCAUUGUUCGUACAACAGCUGGUGUUGAGCAAAAUGUAUUUAUUUACUGUGAAUUUACUCCUAAUAUGGAUUUUUUGUGUCUCAGAGACAAUGCAAGGUGGAUGGCCGAGAUGGCGAGGCUCGAACAUAAACGAGGCAUUGCUGAGGUUGCGAGAGAGAUGGUUGAGGUUGCAAGAGAGAUGGUGGCCACAGCUGCAGCGCCAAACUGCCAGCAGUCAGCAACAACGGCGAAACCCGGUCGUAGAAAUAUAUGAAAAGAGCUUUUUCUACCGAUCCAGUGAUGCAAGGCGAAUUAUCUCACACAAACUUAACAUAUCUCACUGUUUCGACGAUGCAUACACAGAGAAUCUUUACCGAGGACUGACAUACUUUCCGUACAGAAAUCUUUUUAUAGAAGAUGGUUUCUUCAGUACAACAAAAGAUGUCCGUAUCGCUCUAGGGUUUGCCAGAGGGAACAUAUUGCAAAUAAUUACACGUAUGUAUGGAGUUUAUAUUGCAGACUAUGCUGAAGAAAGAGGAAAAAGGAAGUUCUAGCUAAACGACAGACAAUGUUCCAGAUAGGACGGAAUGUAACGGAUGAAGGACAGAUUAGACAGAUUAUUAAAGGCCUUAACCCUAAGCUUCGUAAAAAAUCGGAUCCAAAAGAAAUAAUUUAUAUGGAGCAAGUAGUUAGAGAUGAUAUUCGAAACACUCUAUCUCGCAGUCAGCAAAGUCAGUCGCAUGCCUACUGCGAACCAUCAGACUAUCUUGUUUAUUUUAAGGUAUUUCAGACCGUAGUAACUCACACGCCUGUUUUUGCUACCAUGAUGAUCAGUCAGCUUGUUUGUAACUAAAUACCGAGAUUGUUUAUUUAUAUUCACCAUUCCAUUCAAUGCUUUUAUAGAUGUGUAUAUCUGCCUUGUCUGACUGAGAACAUUCCACAUAAAGGAUAUGUUGACAUCUGAGUGGAGACAACUGGCUUGAUACUUCUAAUAUUAAAACACGGUGGGAGAGGAAUAAUCGACUUGAUUCUUAAUAUUCAUCGUGUCUUCGAAAUAGUAAUUGACAGGGGAAUAGUAGGGGUAUACGUACCUCUGAGAACGGGGGUCAUCGAUUUUGUACUUACAUAUUCAUCGUGUCUUCGAAGAAAGAGUUGUUGAGAUAAUAGUAAAAACGUAUAUAAUUGAUCUUUGAGAGGGGGUAAUCGACUUUGUACUUUUAUAUUCAUUGUUACGUCUUAUGGUAACGAUUGCUUAUAACUUGAAAUACUAAAGGUAUUAGAAAAAAUACCAGCAACUAUUAAAAAUAACAAAGUUUAUUAUCAAAACUAUCUAGUUAAAAUAUUAACUACCUGUAAAGUCCGAUCUAAAAAGCAAGAAUAGUCCAAAUCCUGUCCUGGUCAACUUCAAAACCAAUACCAAAUUUCUCACACAGAAUUCUUACUGAUUUUAGUAUAUCCAAAGAAUAUAAAUCCGUCAGAGCUCUUUAAAGGUGUUUUUUAAAAUCCACAAUGUUGAUGUAAAUCCAUCAAAUCUUUGGAUAUACUAAAUUCAGUUGUAACUGUGUGUGAAAUAUUUUGGAAUUUAUACUGAUUGGAUUUAAAUUUGACCAGAACAGGAUUUUGUGACUAUUCUUGCAUAUUAGAUUGGACUUUACGGCUAGUUAACAUUUUAAGGUAUUUGAAUGGUUACUUUUCUGAAUAAAUUUGUUAUUGUUAAUAGUUUUUGGUUUGUUUUUCUGUUUCUGGGUGCCGAGCAGUCACUCGUACAAACCUUGCUCUUUAUCCCACCAUUUUUCAAAGUUACAGGGCAGUUUAAUAAAUACUAUCCCGCCAAGCCGGUUUAGUGUGUGUUAUUUAUCAGAAACUGACUUAUUUCAUCAAAACAUCUUAUUUAUUUAGAUUCAAUACAUUUGGUGUGUUAACAGUUUCUUUAACAUUCGCAUGAUUCAAAAACAAUAAAAUUCAACUUUAAAAAUCUUUCUGGUUAGCAUUCUAAAGUCUGAUAACUAACUAUACACAUGAACCGAACAUUUCUAACUGACAUGUAUUGACGUUUAACUUUGUCAAUUGUUUCAUGCUUAUGCUUCCUUUUCCAGUGGUCUAAGAUCAUCUUCUGAAUACAGUUUACGAUCCUUCACAUUUCCAAUGGGAUUGACAUUGAAAUCUGUGUAGUUUCUGCAGGCUUUUAUCUUGGAAUCA
Molecule: messenger RNA, 3166 nt
Organism: Mercenaria mercenaria
Lineage: Eukaryota; Metazoa; Mollusca; Bivalvia; Venerida; Veneridae
Exons: 4
Coding region: 1021-1521 (166 amino acids)
Source: RefSeq, a predicted model, not a curated record